CCCGGGCGCGGCGGGGCGGAGCGGCCGCGGCCCCCGCGCUGCUCCCGCCGUGCCGCCGAGCCAUGGAGGGCUUCGUGGGCUUCACCAACCGCUGCCAGGGCCGCGACCAGCUCUUCCGAGCCACUCAGUACACAUGCAUGUUGCUUAGCUAUUUAAUAGAGAAUAAAGCCGAUAAAAAGAAGCUGGUAAUGAAACUCAAGCAGUUGGAAUCUAGCAUGAGCUCUGGCCGGAAAAUGUUCAGACUGGGCAAUAUGGUGCACGCCUUGGUGGCAGCCAGGAGAGCUGCAGAGCUGCCAGAGGUGGUUCCUCGCCUGUGCCUCACAGCCUCCCACCUGAGCCGGGCCCUGUACUUCGUGUGCGACGCCGUGCUCUGGCUCAGGAGCGUCGGGCUCCAGCCGCACGUCGACAAGCCCAAGUGGCACACCUGGGCUACCAAGUGCUACUACUGCUCCCUCCUGAUGAAUCUGGCCAGGGACUGCUAUGAGAUCUCCUGGAGGCUGGAACAAGCUGCACUGGAAGAAAAGACAAAGGAGAAUUCCGUCUGGCAGAAGCACAGCGAGGAACUAAACGGUGUGAAAAGCGAUGGUUUGCACAAUUUUCUCUGCCUGCUCUUUCAGAUACUGAAAAGGAAUCCUCCUUUGCUGCUGGACUUGGUGAAGAACCUCUGUGAUCUCUCAGGCCCUUUGGAUACGCUGGGAAUCUACAAGACCAACCCAGGAGUGAUUGGUUUCUGCGGCGUCCUGUCCUCCCUGGUGGGGAUCCUCACAUUAGCAAGCCCACACCUGAAGCUGAAACAGUGACAUGAAAGGAGCUGCAUAGUAUAAGGCUGCAGCUUUGAUCCUCUGACAAAUUUUUAUCUUCAUAUAGCACUUUCGAAUGAACAUGUCUUAAAAUAAUCUCAAGAUUAAUUUUGUCCUCUGAAGAAGUGAAUUCUGCCACUUUUCCUUCCCUGUGCCUUUGCAGAUGAGUUUGGUGCCAUGACACACUCACUGAUGGGGUGGAGAGAGGAAAAGGCUGAGUAAUAUUUCACAAACAAAAAGAGGACUUGGAACUUGGCUGCUAGAUAAGAAAAUAUUCCUUUAUUUUAAUACAGGGUUGUGAAAUAACUGCAUAAGCAACUGUAAUAGGUAUUAUGAUUCAUGACUGCACUAAUCAUGUUUACACUGGAACGUUUCAAUUCACUAAUCCAAGGUCCCUGCAGUCAGAUUGCCUCAAGUGGGCUAAGGUGGGUUAGGAGCUGCAUUAGAGCAGCCUGAAGUCAGGAGUGAGUGUUCUGAUGAGUUUGGGUUGCUGGAUCCUGUGCCCUGCAGGCACUGAGCACACUGUGGUGGUACCUGGAAAGGGUCUCUGUGGUGUGUGCACCGGUGGUGCUGGAGCUGCAGUCUAGUGAGUGCCAACUCCUGUCCCAAAAAAUCUGCACUUUCUUUGUUUCCUUUGAUACUGUGAGCCAGGGACUGUUGGCCAGUGACUCUGACUGCUCCAGCAGGCCACAGCUGAGGGCUUUGGUGCAGGACAGUGUAUUAACUCCCAAACCCCUGUAAUUGCAAGCACAACUAUUUUCCAUUAAUGAUAUCGUGAUAAGGAGCUUGUUUUUCUCUUUUAAUUUUACAUGAAAAAUUCCAGUCUAAUAAGGAGUUUGGAACAUGCAGUUAAGGAGAGAAGCCUGGCUCAGAGCUUGUUGAGUCACAAAAACUGCAAGGACAUGUUUGUAGUUGUGUAAGCUCCAGGAGGAAAGAGAGUGGAUUUUGUCGUGAUAACAUCAGAAUCCCGUGUGGAAGAAAGCUUUUUACUGGAUUUGGGCAUUCAUGGUUUAGACUUUCUUAUCUGGUGCUCCCUGUCCUCCCUGCUCAUGAGCACAUGAUUGCUUGUGUGUUCCCUCCCUGGCUGAAUGGGUUCAACCAUUUGAAAAUGCCUCAUUUUGUUGCCCUGCAACUGUGUUAUUGUUCAUCACUGACCUCACUGGCAGUGAUGGCUGGCAGUGUAACUGGGUUAAAAGAGAAUUGCUGUGUCCAGCUCUCUAGCAUGGCAUGCAGUUUUUGCUGCUCCUGACUUUGCAGAGUACCAGUUUGACACCAUCUGAGACAAAAUUGCACAUUAUACAGGAGAUAAAUUUAACGUUUUUCUUCAUCAGAGUUAGGCCUGUGUGUUCUGCUGCUUCAUGGUGUAAGAAGUCCUUGUUUAAUCUGUCAAGGAGAUGUGAACAGACUAACCUGGACCAAAGUUCUCAUUUAUUAUUUCUGAUGCUAUCUAAAACCAGAAAAUUAAAAGGUGUGGGUCUCCUUUAUUAAAAGGCAAAGGAUGUGGAAUUAAGUAAGCAGGUAAGGCAGUGCUCCAGUUUACCUGAAGUUGUGCUUGGGCUUGGAAUUACUUCCAGUUUGAAUAUGAAGUGAUAGCCUGCCAAUGAAGUGUUUGAAAAGAAAGAGGUUGCUGGGCAGGAUAAUUAAGUGUGUUUGAAGAUCAGAUGUGGCCUUCAGCAGCUCUUCUUUUCAAUAUGGAAAUGAGUAGCACUAAAAGUAGGAGCAUACUGGCAGCUCAGGCCAAAAUGGAGCAUUGUGUGUGGGAUACAUAUUGUAGGCUAUAUUCUAGGCUUCCUCUCCUUUAUAACAAUGGAUUUGUUUGUUUGUUUGUUUCUCCAUUUGUUUCAUCUCCUGGCAAUGUGGAAGCCAUCCCUACCUUAGUCAGAGUUGAUCAUUAUCCCAGUGUGUGGCAACCCCUAGAAUAAAGUAAGAGGAGUCUCUAUCAUCUGACAGUGGAGGUUUGAUCAGCUUUUGCCUACAGAAUUCCAUCUUAUUGCUGAAAAUGUGUUUUCGGUCCCACUCAGGGGAGCUCUCAGAUGCAAAAUACUUCACAAAACACUUUCACUGGUUUGCCAGCUGCUUUCACUCUUAUGCUUUUCAGGGAAAGCCAUUGAUACAGCCCAAUCUCCACCUCCCUGUGCCCUGCAGGCAAACACUGUGCAAAGCCCUGAGCCAGGCUUUGAUGUUUCUGGUAGGGCCUGAUGUGGAUUAGCUUGUACAAUUUUAUUGAGGGAAAUGGGAGUGAGUUUUCAGCCUUCCUCAGCCCGGCCUGUCCCAUUCUCCAUUGCACAGGCUGGAACACACAGGAGUACCUCUGUUUACUGGAUGUUAAGCACUAAUAUUUGCCUUCUGCUCCCCAGCUGGAGGCUGGUGAUUUAAGGUACCUUAACAAAAUGUGACUGAAGCCAUAGGAUUGUGAUCAUGUGGAGAAAAUCCGUUUAGUGCCUUUUUUUGUGUCUGUUUCUAGUACAGCACUUGGAGUAAGAACAAGUUGUUUGAACAUAAGCAAUAAACUGUGAUGAGUGUGA
Messenger RNA from Onychostruthus taczanowskii (white-rumped snowfinch), 3325 nucleotides. It is a transcript of the gene PEX11A, whose product is annotated as peroxisomal biogenesis factor 11 alpha. Gene Ontology annotation, cellular component: peroxisomal membrane. Bases 63 to 800 code for a protein of 245 amino acids. The record is from RefSeq and is a predicted model, not a curated record. Lineage: Eukaryota; Metazoa; Chordata; Aves; Passeriformes; Passeridae. The transcript has 3 exons. Gene Ontology annotation, biological process: peroxisome fission; regulation of peroxisome size.